Messenger RNA from Thrips palmi, 2290 nucleotides. RefSeq lists its product as uncharacterized. Gene Ontology annotation, biological process: SCF-dependent proteasomal ubiquitin-dependent protein catabolic process. Bases 212 to 1723 code for a protein of 503 amino acids. The transcript is spliced from 2 exons. Gene Ontology annotation, cellular component: SCF ubiquitin ligase complex. NCBI's taxonomy places the organism in Eukaryota, Metazoa, Arthropoda, Insecta, Thysanoptera, Thripidae. The record is from RefSeq and is a predicted model, not a curated record.
ACAGAGCGGGGGGGAUGGUGGUGGUGGUGGUGCGCAGAACAACAACAGUGAGCUGAGAAAGUUAUUAUUCAGGUUCUGGUUACUUGAUCUUGUUUUCGGCUGGAGCAGUAGACUAUUUCCAAUUAUUGAAUUUUAAGUAUUUGACUUCAAAUAUAGGAGAUGUCGCACCGUCGUGCCCGUUAGGCUUAUCCUAAAAGGAGGUUUCUUCAGGAUGGCUCCACACAUUCAGCCAAAAUCCUUGUAUGCACUCUCCUUAGCUCACAUUCGAAAUGCAAUUGGAAACGCUUGUGAGAAAAUUCAUUUACAGUAUGGCAAUUACGACCACCCUCAAAGUAGUGAAGAAGUGUUAUACCUCCAAAAUUACCUCCUUUCAAGUCUACCCGGUAUGGUUAUUGAUGAGCUGUGUGAAGAGACAAGAUUCUCAAAUAUUUAUAAUAAUACGGAUGUUCGAAUCAAGUUGGGUGUCUAUAUGCAUCCACUCAUGAAAAAGUUCAGUGUCUUACAACGCUCGUGGGAAUUCAGGCAGCUUGAUGAAUUUUGGCUUCAGAAAAUUCCUUCCUUAACUCGUCUUGUUGUGCUGAAUCUUUAUCAUGUUGCAACUGAUGAAAUUAUUGAAGAAGUUAGCAAUAACUGCCCUCUCUUGGAGGACAUCAAUGUUGUUUCAAAAGUUGAAAAUGUGGGCAACUCAGCCAAUCAGAACUUCAAUGCAAUGAAACUGAAGUUCUUUGUGUCAGAUGUAGGUCUCAAUCAUUUAGUCAAAUGUAAAAGAUUGAAAAUUAUUGUAACCAACAAGACUAUUCGUUCCAACUGUGGUGGUCGCAUGAUGACUCAUGAUGGCUUCCGGGCAUUACUGAAGGGUUUGCCUCAUCUGGAAAUGGUCAGGUAUGGUGAUUUAGGUUCUGUGAUUGCUACUGGGAUGGACAAUGUUGGAGAGUUGUCUCUAACAUAUGUAAGUGAUAACCAUCCAGAUGCAAGUCACAUUGAGGCCGCAUCUCGGUUGUGCCCACAUUUGAAGCAUCUCAGUCUUUCUCUUCCUCAUCAAGACAGGCAAUCAGGAGCUGACACUGCUAGUGAAGACAUUGCAAGGUCUCUGGCACAGAGUGGCUUGACCCCUUCUGUACUUGAAUUGCAGCAUUUUUCAUUUAAUGUUGAAAUUGAAAAUAUGUUUGCAAUCAAAGGAAUCCAUCUGUCUAGUUUAUUUUUGUGCUCUAUGAAUAUUAUCACCUCUAGAGAAGUGAUUAUAAUAGGUCAAAAUUGCCCAAAUGUGAAAAAUGUUCAUAUAAAGGGUUUAGGUACUGAGAUGUCUUCCAGUAGUUUUUCUCGAUCAUUCUCUCAACCAGGGCCCAUGUAUAGAAAUCUCAAGUGUCUUUAUGUUUCUGGAAAGGCCUGGGAUGUGGAGUACAUUCUUCAGCUAUUUUUAGCCUAUGCAACAGAACUGACAGGAUUGAAUAUUUGGAAUGAAACACCCUCACCUGAAUCAGAUAAAGCAUUGAGUAAAGUGAUCUCUCAACUGACAUUCAAUGAGCUUAAGACUGCUAACUUUUGCUAUGGCUGUCGUCUAUCAGUGGAAACUGUCAGGAAGCUUAUCUAUCGUUGUCCAAAACUAACCCAUAUUACAGUCUGGGAGCAUGAAGCUCUUCAACAAGCUGAAAUUGAAAAUAUACAGAAAGAGGCUUCUUCUAGAAAUUUUGAUGUUGAUUUACAACCUCUCGUCAUGAAUUGAUAAUAUGUAUUAUCAGAAAUGUAAACAGAAUCGGUCAAUUGUUUGUCCCUGAUAUUAGUCCUGAAGUUUUCGCACAAGAAAUGAGCCUGCUGAUGCUGUGUGUGGAGUACCACCAGGUUUAUUUCUUUUGCGAGUGGUUGUACAUUUUGCUCUUUUGAUCAAGCCAUUCUUUGGCAGCUAUUCUCAUUCUUUUGUGUAAAGUCUGUCUCUCUGCUAGCUUUGUGAAAUUUACAUGGAAACACGCCAAGGUGCAUGUUACAGAUAAAUUACAAAUUGUUUACCCUGUAAGUUCCUAACAAGGUUUCCUGUAAAUUUAUUUUAAGUUUGUAAUCCUUUACACUGUCAUUGUUAAAUAGUUCUCAUGUAAAAUAAUGUAUUAUUAGAUCAAGCCUGCCUUUUGUAAAUUAAUAUGUAAUAGUUGAAGGGUAAUACCUGUUGAAGAAAUUUUUUGAUCUCUCCUAUGAAAGCAUGUACCCAUUCACAUGUCUGUCUAUCAUAACAUACGUCAUUUAUGUAAGGUUCCAUUUCUGUGAUAAUAAAUUCUUUAUGUCAAGAUUACUGUUUCAA